AUGACUGCUCGAAAAGUGGCCGAAGCUUUAUACAACGGUUGGAUAUCUCGUUUUGGUGUCCCUACUAAUAUAACCACUGAUCAAGGUCGUCAGUUCGAGUCCAAUCUUUUCAAAGAACUCGCACUUAUUCUUGGUAGUAAAAGAAUAAGAACAACAGCUUACCAUCCAUCGUCCAAUGGCAUGAUAGAACGAUGGCAUCGUUCUCUAAAAGCUUCCCUAAUGUGUCAUAAUAACAAAAAUUGGCUAGAAGUACUUCCUACUGUACUUAUGGGUCUUCGUUCAAGUAUCAGAGAAGAUGUAAAUGCAACUCCCGCUGAACUUGUAUAUGGUACAACUAUUCGUCUACCAUGCGACCUACUUCAAAAUUCUACAGAAUUUGCACCAAAUAGUGAUUUUGUUCAAAAUCUUAAAACUCAAAUGAACAUGCUUAAACCAGUGGAUGUAAAGCAUAAAUCUAAUAAAUCCGUAUUUCUUCACAAGAAUUUGGAAAGUUGUUCAUUCGUUUUUGUUCGUAACGAUGCUGUAAAGAAACCUCUUCAACAGCCUUAUGAUGGUCCUUAUCGUGUUUUAAAGAAGGCCGACAAAUUUUUUACCUUAGACAUAAAUGGAUGCAGUAAAGUCAUAUCCAUAGAUCGACUAAAACCAGCAUUUAUGUUUAAUUCGGAAAUAAUCGAAGAGCCAAAAUCUGUUACCAUUCAACUAAGACGAACACCAACUUCCAAUACGAAUUCAACAGUGCCGAUCUCAAAUAAGUCAAAAAUUCCAAAAAGAGUAAAAUUUUCGAGAGUUCAAUAA
This is a messenger RNA of Calliphora vicina (urban bluebottle blowfly), 795 nucleotides long. RefSeq lists its product as uncharacterized. The record is from RefSeq and is a predicted model, not a curated record. Gene Ontology annotation, molecular function: nucleic acid binding. Bases 1 to 795 code for a protein of 264 amino acids. The transcript has a single exon. NCBI's taxonomy places the organism in Eukaryota, Metazoa, Arthropoda, Insecta, Diptera, Calliphoridae. Gene Ontology annotation, biological process: DNA integration.